This is a messenger RNA of Dreissena polymorpha, 8700 nucleotides long. RefSeq names its product tetraspanin-5-like. The transcript has 8 exons. Bases 134 to 946 code for a protein of 270 amino acids. NCBI's taxonomy places the organism in Eukaryota, Metazoa, Mollusca, Bivalvia, Myida, Dreissenidae. Gene Ontology annotation, cellular component: membrane. Gene Ontology annotation, biological process: protein maturation; protein localization to plasma membrane. The record is from RefSeq and is a predicted model, not a curated record.
ACGGCAUAUUUCGGACAUUUUCCUUGUAUAAUUUCUGACAAAGAUGUUUUUGUUUUGUAAUUUUCUAAUUAACGAUCAGUGAAUUGCGUUUGUCGGUAUCAUCUUGACAUUUUGUUAGCAUCAGGAACCAAAUAUGCCGCGUAAAAGACGUCGAGAUAGGUCAGAAGUCAGCUGCGUGAUAAAAUACCUGAUGUUUGGUUUCAACGUUCUGUUCUGGCUGGUUGGGACAGGGAUCUGUGCUAUCGGACUAUGGGCUUGGACGGAGAAGGACAUGAUGACAAACAUCGGGAGACUCACCAAUGUGGCACUGGACCCAGCGAUGAUCUUCAUCAUAAUUGGAGGCCUCAUGUUCAUCAUAGGAUUUGCUGGUUGUGUAGGAGCCCUGAGGGAGAACACCAAACUUCUAUUGUUUUUUUCCAUCGUUGUUGGGUGUAUAUUCUUCGUUGAACUCGUGUUUGCCGUUCUUGCAUUUGUGUACAAGGACUGGGUCCAGUCUCAGGUGAAAUCCCAGCUUCAUAACAUGAUUGUGAACUACCGUGAUGAUCCAGACUUGCAGAACCUUGUCGACUGGAUACAGAGGGACUGGUUGAAGUGUUGUGGGGUGGCAGCGUACCGUGACUGGGAGCAAAACAUCUACUUCAACUGCUCCUCGCCCGGCGGUGAGGCAUGUGGGGUGCCGUUCUCUUGCUGCAGACCCACCCAGGCAGUCAUUGUAAACAGGCACUGUGGAUUUGAUAUAAUGAAACCAUCACAUGAUUUUGAACGGAGUAGUAUUAUAUACACUGAGGGGUGUAUACCAGCUGGUGAGGCGUGGUUUGAGAAGAAUAUUAUCCCAGUCGCUUCUGUGGCAGUUGCUUUGGCUGUUCUACAGAUCCUGGGUAUAUGUUUUGCUCACAACCUGCGAGGCGACAUCAAUGCACAAAGGGCCAGAUGGCGCCGCCCCUAGUCCAUCAUACAUUCUCUCACACGCCUACACUCUUUCAUACUUCCAUUUGAUGUUGUUUGCAGAGGAUGGUUCACUCGUACUUGCUUAUGUUCAGUGCAUACAGCAUGAUACUCCGCAGAGCUGUCAGUAUACCACAGUAGCCAUAUGAAUAGUCCAUGAUAUAUACUGAUAUGAAAACGUAAGCCAUACUAUUUGAUUGUGUUUUCAAAUAAUGCAUCACACACACUGUGUUGACAUAUUAUUGGUUUAAAACUGUUGUGUUUCUGAUUACAAGGUAUUAACAAACAGCUUUUUUUUACCCUCUGAAGUAGCGAAAAUAAAAAUACUGUAAUGAGAAUAACUUUGACACAAAGAUAAUGUGUUAAAAAAAUUGUAAGGCAUAAAUGCUCUGCUGUUUUUGACAACAUCCGUGUGCAAAUAGUGAUUAGGGUGGUACACAAUAUACAAAGGCUUUUUCGUUUGCUUGGAAACAAAUUGGAACUUUGUCUUGUCAGAGAAUCAUGUGGUUCAGUGUAAUGUGUGCAACUAGUUUUGACAUACAAUGAUUAUGUGAAUAUUUCGUUACAAAAGUUAUAAUUAUUUCCAUUGUGUCAACGAUAUAUUAUUGUUUUUGUAUUUAACCUUUUUUUGGUACCUCAUAUUGUUUAAUUGCUGAAUUAAAUCAGCUCUACUUUUGAGAUGUAAAAGAAUGUAUAUGGUGAUAAAUAAAAACAGUGACAUUGUUACAAAAAGUCAUAUAAGAGGCUUGUUUUAAUGUUUCUUUUAUGUUUUUUGUAACAUUUUUUUAUAAUACUUCUAGUCCAUUAUUUUCUUAAUUUGCAAAAUAUGGCAGACUGGCAUAUCUAGGCAGUGAGUAUUGUACAAACUGAUUUUCAGUUCAAUUAUUGUUUGUGUGUUUCAACAAUAAGAAAACACAAGGCUUGUGGAAAGAUGAAUAUCUGUUAGUUUAAAUAAGUUGACUUAGAACAUUUAGGCCUUGUGCAUGCACAUGGGUCCCAAACAUAUUUUAAUGUUUUUGUAACUAAAACAGCCUAAAUGGUUUGGGGAAUUGUUUAUUUCUUACCAAAGCAAUGUAGAUUUAGUAAAACUAUUUUCAAACACAUAGUGUAGUAGUUACCUUGUUCUGCAGCUUGGUCAUAUCAAAGUGUUCUUUAUCCAAUUGUGUAUGUUAAAAAGCCGAAGCCAAAGGUUGCAUUCAACCAAAGCAUUAGAACAUGUCUAUUAUCCCUCAAACACUUUGAUUAUGGAAAAAAUUAAAAUCAUAACAUAAGUUGUCAAGUUGGUAUUGUAACUCCUGAAUGAUACUUGAUAUCUUUUCAUACCCUUUCAUUUCCCACAGUCAGAUUCACUAUUUUUCGAUAUUUGUUAAGUAUUUUAUAUUGUUUAAUUUACGUUUGAAAAUUGUGUUUUAAAUGACUUUUACACAUUUCAGAACCUUCUUUAUGUUAUUUUUUUUGUCUUUUAGUUUGUACAUUUCCUUUAUGCUUAUUUUACAUUUUAUUGAAUUAUUUUCAUAUUAAGUUUAUAAUUGUGUGCUUAGCAUUCUUUUCAUAUAUUAUCACUAAAUGUUCAAGAUUUGCAAUUAAUUUCUUAUGUAUGCUUAGUUAGUGGAAGAAAUACCAGAUUAAGAUCUCAAACAUGAUUUGCAAAGAGUUGAGCGUAAUAAUAUUGUAUCUUUAGAACAUUUAUGUAUCAUAUAAUACAAUAUUGUCAUGCUCAAUCUGUGUAUGUUAGCCGCACAGGUAGAUAAUCAAAAUCAAAACAUUCAUGCCUUUCUCCAUCCAUUUGUCAGUCAAGAAGUUGUAGUUAUGGUUGCAAUGUACAGCCGGCUCCUCAUUUGCUUAUUAUAACAUCUGAGCCAUGUUCUGAACAUCCGGGGUUUAAUGCAUGAGCAUAAAGCGUCGUCUCAGAUUAGCCUGUGAAAUGCACAUCAGGGACGGCACUUUUGGCUUUUAUGGAUUUCUCAUUUGGUCCAGUUUUCCCAGAACAAGGUUCCUAUAUCACUGUUGGUAUGGUAAGCAAGUAAUAAUUCACUGUUAUGGUAAGGAAGUAAUAAAUCACUGUUAUGGUAAGGAAGUAAUAAUUCACUGUUAUGGUAAGGAAGUAAUAAUUCACUUUUAUGGUAAGGAAGUAAUAAAUCACUGUUAUGGUAAGGAAGUAAUAAAUCACUGUUAUGGUAAGGAAGUAAUAAUUCACUGUUAUGGUAAGGAAGUAAUAAUUCACUGUUAUGGUAAGGAAGUAAUAAAUCACUGUUAUGGUAAGGAAGUAAUAAUUUAGAUUAAUAAUUAUUCCUGCUUUCAGAUGCAUUUAGAUGAUUCCUCCCUGUAAAUUAAAUCUUAAAAUUGUGGUUUGUGACAAUUUUGAACAACUAGCCUCUUCAACAUGUCAAGGGAAAAUAGCAUUCUGGAUCACACUUCAAACCCCUUCCCAGUUUGUGUGCGCAAAAGUUUCAAUCGCUGGUAAAUAUGAGCUGUGUAUCUUUCUUUUACUACCAGACACUGUUCAGGUGAAUUUGAGUGAAUUUCUAGAGAGGAAAGGGUAUUUCUGAAUUCCCCCUCCCUACCCACCCUCCCAAAUGGUCUGCUCAAUUGUAACAUUUCUGGUCAAUGUGUGCUGGGUCUCAUAUUCAAAAUGAUCAUGAAGUAUUCUAGUUUAGUAUUGAAGAUCUAAAAUAAAUUAAUUAUUGUUAUGGUUGUUUGUUAAUGUUGUAAUCUUUAGUCAGUUUUUGCAUAAUAUUACAGAUUUAGCUUAUGUUUAAACCACUACUUCUGAAUUUAUUGAUCUUUAUUUGUGCUCUGAAAUAUGUUCACAUACAUGUUUAUAACAUAUGAAUUUGUUUGACCUGUCAAUUUUUAUAUGGACCAUCAUGUUCAAUAAAAAACACAGAUUAUAGUAUAUUUUAUGCAUGUACUUAUUUAAUUAUUAAUACAUGCAUAUGUUUAAUGCCAUUUCAUGCAUGAUUAUGAACUAGAUAAAUUGCUCAUCAUCAUGUUAAGAAGGCAAACCAGGGUAGAAUAGAUUUAUUUAAGUGUGUGAUUUUGUCGUUAAUGUAGUGAAUUGAUUAGUGUACAAAGUGCAUCUAACAUUAAUUUUAAGAACUGUUAUGCUGAUGUUAUGAUAGUCAUGUGCUUCAGAAACAUGAUUAAAGGCACUUAGUAUCAGAUUUAAAUUCUAUUUUAUUAAGAACAUAACUGAUAACGUAUUUAAAUACAUAUUAAAAAAAAUUACAAGCUCCAAUUUAAACUCUAUUCUCUGGGUAGCUUAGAUUGUUAUUGCAUUUAUUUUGAUGUAAAACCCUUGUAAUAAAUGGAGAAACAUUUGUUUUCAAGAAUGAAAAGGGAUAAAACUAUAUAGAAUUAUUCUGCAUUGAAUAAGUUCUUAUUUUAAUUCACUGAAUAUUGUAACAAUAAUGUGAGAGAUAUUAUUUCAAACAUAUUUUUCAUGGCCAUGCGUAGUUGUAAUGCUUUAUUUUAUGUUUUCCUGUGGUUUAUAGAAAAAUAUCAGUGAACAAAAACUGAUAAUUCACUGUUUCAAACAGUGAAAAAUAACAUAAUUUUCACUAUUUUACUGUGAAAUGACGUCAUUUUUUGACAAUAUGAUGUCAUUAUUCCAGCGAAAUUCUCCAAUUAAACUCUUUUACAACGUAAAUAAUCAGUGAAAAAAGGCAUAAUAUAAAAAGAAAAUGUAUUGGAUUCGGUGAAAUAUUUAUUUUAAUUCACUCGUGAUGAUAGAAAAUAUAUAUAUUUACAUUUGUGGCUGUGCCACUCGUAAACAUAUUAUUUUCUAUGAUCACUUGUGAAUUCAAAUCGAUAUUCCACUGAAUCCAACAAAUAUCCUUUUUGUAAUACCCUUGAUGUUCAUGGCACCAUUGAAAUUUGUAAUAUGCUUAUCUGACAAUAUGGUCCUUUACUGUAUGCAAUAAACAGUAUAGAAAUUAAAAGUAGAGUAUUUUAACAGUAUUCAGUCUAAGUGUUGAAAGUAUUCAGUCUAAGUGUUGAAAGUAUUCAGUCUAAGUGUUGAAAGUAUUCAGUCUAAGUGUUUAAAGUAUUCAGUCUAAGUGUUGAAAGUAUUCAGUCUAAGUGUUUUUUAUUUGAGUCUUGCUCUGGAAAAAGGUGGCUUAAUUUAUUUGCUUGAAGUAGCAUCCCAUAUUAUCCUGUGAACACUGCACAGUCUAAUUUAUGUGCUUGAAGUAUCAUCCCAGAUUAUCCUGUGAACACUGCACAGUCUAAUUUAUGUGCUUGAAGUAUCAUCCCAGAUUAUCCUGUGAACACUGCACAGUCUAAUCCAUGAUGACACUUUAUGUGCUUGAAGUAUCAUCCCAGAUUAUCCUGUGAACACUGCACAGUCUAAUCCAUGAUGACACUUUAUGUGCUUGAAGUAUCAUCCCAGAUUAUCCUGUGAACACUGCACAGUCUAAUUUAUGUGCUUGAAGUAUCAUCCCAGAUUAUCCUGUGAACACUGCACAGUCUAAUCCAUGAUGACACUUUAUGUGCUUGAAGUAUCAUCCCAGAUUAUCCUGUAAACACUACACAGUCUAAUUUAUUUGCUUGAAGUAUCAUCCCAGAUUAUCCUGUAAACACUGCACAGUCUAUGUGCUUGAAGUAUCAACCCAGACUAUCCUGUGAAGACUGCACAGUCUAUGUGCUUGAAGUAUCAUCCCAGACUAUCCUGUGAAGACUGCACAGUCUAUGUGCUUGAAGUAUCAUCCCAGACUAUCCUGUGAAGACUGCACAGUCUAUGUGCUUGAAGUAUCAUCCCAGACUAUCCUGUGAAGACUGCACAGUCUAUGUGCUUGAAGUAUCAUCCCAGACUAUCCUGUGAAGACUGCACAGUCUUUAUGUGCUUGAAGUAUCAUCCCAGACUAUCCUGUGAAGACUGCACAGUCUAUGUGCUUGAAGUAUCAUCCCAGACUAUCCUGUGAAGACUGCACAGUCUAUGUGCUUGAAGUAUCAUCCCAGACUAUCCUGUGAAGACUGCACAGUCUAUGUGCUUGAAGUAUCAUCCCAGACUAUCCUGUGAAGACUGCACAGUCUAAUCCAUGAUGACACUUUACGCACAUGAAUUAAGCCCUGUUUUCCCAGAGAGAGGCCUAUUUCAAUGUGUAUUUGUAUGUUAUGUCUCAGGUCCGAAUAGAAAUAAAAGUAUAUGUGUACUUUGGUGUUGUUAACAUUUACCUGCAGCAAUUGUUGUAUAGUUUUCCUUUCAUGUAGAGAGAAUUCAAAUUAACAUAGAGAUUGGUUGAAUGCUUGAAAAUUUGUUUCAAAGCCGUUUAGAUCAAUAAAUUGUGUUUGGUUCUUAUCUUUUACAGAAAGUAAUUGAGGAAUUAUUAGCUUUCAAUUAUUAAGGAAUUAUUAGCUGUAAAUUAUUAACUAUAAAUCUAUAGGGAAUAUCAAACGACAGUUGUGUUACGAUGGGUUGUGUUGCCUGUUCUAAUUGUGUUAUGUUUUAUUUCACAAGCCCAAAUACUUUACACAUUAACUUUUUCACACUAUCAAUAGAAACCAAAGUUUGUUGUUAUUAUAUACAUGAACCUUCUUACAAUUUAAACAAUGUUACAAGUAACAAACUCAACAACUGAUUUAUAUGUUCCAGAGAUAAACUGUCUUCUGUAGCUGAUAAUUAAAAUACACGUGCAUUUCAGUCAGAGUAUCUAUAGGUAUAAAUGGUGAAAUAAUUAUAAUUGUGUAUCAUUGAACAGCAUUGUAUUUUCUAGAGUUAUUACUACAGGAUUUUCUAUUUUCACCAAUUAUGUACUUCCACUUCGUAUUAUGUCACAAAUUGUUUUUAGCUCACCCUAGCAAAACGUGCUCAUGGUGAGCUUUUGUGAUCACCUUUUGUCCGUCGUGCGUUGUCCGUUGUACGACGUCAACAUUUGCCUUGUUCACUCUCAAGAGGCCACAUUUAUUGUCCAAUCUUCAUGAAAUUUGGUCAGAAGAUUGGUUUCAAUGAUAUCUUGGAUGAGUUCGAAAAUGGUUACGUUUGCUUGAAAAACAUGGCUGCCAAGGGACGGGGCAUUUUUCCUUAUAUGGCUAUAGUAAAAUCUUGUUAACACUCUAGAGGCCACAUUUAUUGUCUAAUCUUCAUGAAACUUGGUCAGAAGAUUUAUCCCAAUAAUAUCUUGGACGAGUUCGAAAAUGAUGCCGGUUGGUUGAAAAACAUGGCCGCCAGGUGGCAGGGCAUUUUUUUCUUAUAUGGCUAUAGUAAAACCUUGUUAACACUCUAGAGGCCACAUUUAUUUUCCGAUCUUCAUGAAACUUGCUCAGAAGAUUUGUCCCACUGAUAUCUUAGAUGAGUUCAAAAAUGGUAACCUUUGCUUGAAAAACAUGGCUGCCAAGGGGCGGGGCAUUUUUCCUUAUAUGGCUAUGUAUGGCUAUAGUAAAAUCUUGUUAACACUCUAGAGGCCACAUUUCUUGUCCAAUCUUUAUAAAACUUGGUCAGAAGAUUCAUCCCAAUAAUAUCUUGGACGAGUUCGGUUGGUUGAAAAACAUGGCCGCCAGGGGGCGUGGCAUUUUUCCUUAUAUGGCUUUAGUAAAACCUUGUUUACACUCUAGUGGCCACAUUUAUUGUCCAAUCUUGAUGAAAUAUAGUCAGAAGAUUUGUCUUAAUGAUAUCUUGGAUGAGUUUGAAAAUGGUUACGUUUGCCUAAAGAACAUGGCCGCCAAAGGGCGGGGCAUUUUUCCUUAUAUGGCUAGAUAAGGCUAUAGUCAAAUCUUGUUAACACUCUAGAAGCCACAUUUAUAGUCCGAUCUCCAUGAAACUCAGUCAGAAGAUUCAACCCAAUAAUAUCUUGGAGGUGUUCAGAAAUGAUGCCGGUUGGUUGAAAAACAUGGCCACCACAGGGGCGGGGUUAUUUUCCUAAUAUGGCUAUAGUAAAACUUUAAUUUUGUUAACACUCUAGAGGUCACAUUUAUUAUCCGAUCAUCAUGAAACUUGGUGAGAAGAUUUGUCCCAAUGAUAUCAUGGAUGAGUUUGAAAAUGGUUUUGAUUGCUUUAAAAACAUGGCCACCAGGGGUGGGCAUUUUUCCUUACAUGGCUAUAGUAAAACCUUGUUAACACUCUAGAGGCCACAUUUACUGUUCGAUCUUCAUGAAACUUGGUCAGAAGAUUCAUCCUGAUAAUAUCUUGAAUCAGUUCAAAAAUGAUGCCGGUAGGUUGAAAAACAUGGCUGCCAGGGGGCGUGGCAUUUUUCCUUAUAUGGCUAUAGAAAAACCUUGUUAACACUCUAGAGGCCACAUUUAUUUUCCGAUCUUCGUGAAACUCUGUCAGAAGAUUUGUCUCAAUAAUAUCUUGUUAUCUCAGGUGAGCGACUUUGGGCCUUUCAGGCCCUCUUGUUUAUUUAAUUAAUUCACAGAAAUUAUUAUUAAUUAUAGCAGAAAAGCACACGUUAAAUAUUCAAUAUCAUUACACAGCACAAACUUUUGAUAUUGUAUAUUUUAGCACUGACAUGGUUUUGUUUGGCCAACUUAAUAGCAAUUAUUGGCUACUUGUUCCCAAUUUAAAGUUUUUUGUCACCAUUUUCAUAGCUAUAAUGUACAAUCCCAAAAUGAUGGCAAAAAGCCCCAAUUCAUGUGGACCUUAACAAUAACGAACCUUAUAAAAUGUAAACCAAAAUGUGUGUUCAAUGGCUUUGUGCAUUUACGAGUAUAUCAAGUUAAUUGUGUAUUUGUUAGUCAUGUUUCUUGUUUGUACUCAUGUGUUUCAUGUACAUGCGAUGUGAAGUGUACUAUAACGCAUACAAUAUAAUUGUUUUGUAA